AAACAUAAAAGCCCAAUACAAGAGCCCACUAACAGAUAUUAGGGUUUCAGAAUUCAUCAUAUUUACUUCUCUUCUCUUCUCUUACAUCUCUCUCUCUCCCUCACUCACUACCUUGCUAUCAGCCUCUUCUUCUUCUGGCUAAGGGAGAGUGAGUGAGUGAGAAAAUGGUGAAGUUCUUGAAGCAAAACAAGGCGGUUAUCGUCCUUCAAGGGCGGUAUGCUGGACGCAAGGGUGUCAUCGUUCGUAACUUUGAUGAUGGUACUCGUGAUCGCCCUUAUGGACAUUGUUUGGUUGCUGGGAUUAACAAGUACCCAAGCAAGGUUAUUCGCAAAGACUCGGCUAAGAAGACUGCCAAGAAGUCUCGAGUUAAGGCCUUUGUCAAGCUUGUUAACUACCAACAUUUGAUGCCAACUCGGUACACUCUUGAUGUUGAUCUCAAGGAUGUUGUUAAUGUUGAUGUUCUCCAGUCUAAGGAUAAGAAAGUCACUGCCUUGAAGGAGACCAAGAAGCGUUUCGAGGAGAGAUUCAAGACCGGGAAGAACCGAUGGUUUUUCACCAAGCUUAGGUUUUGAGUCAUUUUUGGGUAUUUUUCAAACAAAUGUUUUAUGUUUCUUUUAAUGGACAUUUUUCAAUACUUGUUAGGUUUAUUUGAUGUGUUUUUUAAUGAUUAAAUUUUAUGAACAAGUCUUUGAAUUUUUUUCCCC
Messenger RNA from Cannabis sativa, 704 nucleotides. RefSeq names its product large ribosomal subunit protein eL27. The transcript has 2 exons. Gene Ontology annotation, cellular component: cytosolic large ribosomal subunit; ribosome. The record is from RefSeq and is a predicted model, not a curated record. The coding region runs from base 165 to 572 and encodes 135 amino acids. Gene Ontology annotation, molecular function: structural constituent of ribosome. Gene Ontology annotation, biological process: translation. Lineage: Eukaryota; Viridiplantae; Streptophyta; Magnoliopsida; Rosales; Cannabaceae.